Cyanistes caeruleus (blue tit) is the source of this 469-nucleotide messenger RNA. The record is from RefSeq and is a predicted model, not a curated record. Lineage: Eukaryota; Metazoa; Chordata; Aves; Passeriformes; Paridae.
AUCUGGGCUCUCUCCAGCUGUGGAUUUUGGCAGCCGAUCCCGUCUGGGAACUGAGCUGGGAGGCAGAAAAUGAAAGCCGGCUGCAGCAUCGUGGACAAGCCCGAAGGAGGAGGGGGCUACCAUUUCCCAGAGUGGGCGUACAAGACGGAGUCGAGCCCCGGCUCUCGGCAGAUCCAGCUGUGGCAUUUCAUCCUGGAGCUGCUCCAGAAGGAGGAAUUCCGGCACGUCAUCGCCUGGCAGCAGGGGGAAUACGGGGAGUUCGUCAUCAAGGACCCCGACGAGGUCGCUCGCCUCUGGGGGAGACGCAAGUGCAAGCCCCAGAUGAAUUAUGACAAGCUCAGCCGAGCCCUCAGAUAUUACUACAACAAGAGGAUCCUGCACAAGACCAAGGGCAAAAGAUUCACCUACAAAUUCAAUUUCAACAAAUUGGUGAUGCCAAAUUAUCCCUUCAUCAACAUCCGGCCCAACG